AUGUUGGAUCCUCGCUACCUUGGAAAGGGUAUGGAUGAAGAAACGCGGGGAAGUGUCAAAUACUUCAUCGGAAUGUGGCACGGGGUCGAUCGGGAGAACGACACGAUGGUAGAGCUCGUGAAGUUCCUUGGCGGCUCGCGCGACACUUCUGUGGAAGCGCGACUCAUUGCGGAAAAACAGUUGACUGUGCGCCAAUACUGCGCGGCAGCGGAGCGCAAUUGGUCAGCGCACAAGUUCGUGCACUCCCAAGUUCGGAACCGCCUUAGGAACGCCUCUGUCGAGAACUUGGUGUUCCUCUUUUUCAACGCAAAGAAUUUCGACGAUGACGACAUGGCUUUCUACGAUAUGCUCGAAGACAUGGCGGCAAACAGCAGUGAUGAGGAGAAUAGCAACGAAGACAGUGACUGCGAAUACUACUGA
Molecule: messenger RNA, 420 nt
Organism: Phytophthora nicotianae INRA-310
Lineage: Eukaryota; Oomycota; Peronosporomycetes; Peronosporales; Peronosporaceae
Exons: 2
Coding region: 1-420 (139 amino acids)
Source: RefSeq, a predicted model, not a curated record